ACAGCGAUUGAGAGAAAACUAUGCUGCCUGAAGAAGAAAAGACAUAAACCGACAAUCAAGUUCGUCCGAUGUUACACAAGCAAUAUGUCUCGACCACCAGGAAGAAAGCAGGAGAACCACAAAAUAAGCAGAGAACUUUUUGUACUCACGUAUGGGGCUUUGGUAGCCCAGCUGUGCAAGGACUAUGAAAAAGAUGAAGAUGUCAACACCUGUUUAGAUAGAAUGGGAUAUGGCAUUGGUGUAAGGCUGAUUGAUGAUUUUUUAGCUCGUUCAGCUGUGAAAAAGUGCCGCAGUUAUUCUGAAACUGCAGACAUGAUUGCACAGGUUGCUUUCAAGAUGUACCUUGGGGUCACCCCUAGUGUGAGCUGCAGCAGUGCCGCAGGAAAUGAAUUCUCCUUAAUCCUGGACAAAAACCCACUAGUGGACUUUGUGGAGGAGCUGCCAGCAGAACGAGCAUCGCUUUGCUACUGUAACCUCCUCUGUGGGGUGAUUCGAGGUGCCUUGGAAAUGGUUCACUUAGCAGCAGAAGUUACCUUCCUCCAGGACAGGCUGAAGGGCGAUUCUGUGACAGAAAUAGGAAUUACGUUUUUAAGGAAGGCUGAAGACAGAAGGCACAAAAGAAAUAAAUGAAAGAAAUACUGGGAGGAACCCUUGCUGAGGGAUAUUUUGCGCCUUUUGUUUCUGAAGGAGACAUGCAGGGUGAAAAUGGCUUCCCUCAGCCAGCUGCACCAGUCAUACAUUUAACAGGUGAAGAGAGCUGAGCAGCAAACAGGAGGGGCAGAGCAGGGGGAGAGCAAUGUUAAUCGUCAUGACACAGAUAUCGAUAUCAAAGAUGAAAAUGGCCUGCCCUUUCUUCUCACAUAACCAUGCUCUUCAGCUCAAUGAAAGUUUUAUCUUGGUAUUUAGUGCAUGCUGGAUGCAAAAUACUCAUUUGGACACCAACUGUUUUCAGCUAAACGUGACCACCUUUUCCCAUUUUGUUUGUUGGUAAUGUUUGAAAGCAUGGUUGCUAAGAGAUGCUUUAUUUCCCUGGCUGUUGGUCGUUAGGAAUAAUGAAUUCAUUCGCUGUGCCUGCUGUAUGCAGCAUCUUGCUGUCAGCUGCCGGGUUAGAUGUGUAACAGUUUGCACACCAGACAUCCUGCUUCCUUUGAAACUAGAGAGGGAUGCAUCUUCACUGAUGGCAGGAGCAGGUUUGUUAUGGCUCUUUCAGGCCCCAAAUGCAGUUUUGCUGGCAUGCCUGUUCAGCCCCUUGCAUCUGAUGACCCCAGCAAUGCUUGUGUUGCUUCAAGCUAUGGGUCCUUUCACGUCUGUCUGCUCUUCAAGAGCACUGACCUUAUGACCACACUGAACAAAGCAUGGCAUAUUUAAU
Grus americana (Whooping crane) is the source of this 1369-nucleotide messenger RNA. RefSeq names its product trafficking protein particle complex subunit 3L (gene TRAPPC3L). Lineage: Eukaryota; Metazoa; Chordata; Aves; Gruiformes; Gruidae. The transcript has 5 exons. Gene Ontology annotation, biological process: endoplasmic reticulum to Golgi vesicle-mediated transport; intra-Golgi vesicle-mediated transport. Gene Ontology annotation, cellular component: cis-Golgi network membrane; cytosol; TRAPP complex. The record is from RefSeq and is a predicted model, not a curated record. The coding region runs from base 85 to 630 and encodes 181 amino acids.